AUGAAUGGCAGCCCCAUGUGGAAAAACACAGACCUCAUUUUUCCAACCAUUUCUCCUCCUAGGUGCACAAAAUAUUGCAGAGUCUACAACAUCACAGGACUGUUUGCACAGAUCAAAUUAUAUGAAUCAUACAACAUGAGCGUUGAGGUUGUUGAAAACAGCGAGUCAACAAAUUGCACAAAAGCAGUUUUCAGAGGUUCCCCAAAGAGCUUGUUGCGAUGUGGUCCUCCAUACAGCGUGUCCUUCAGUCGCCACUCUGGAAGGCUAGUUGUGAAUGUGAGCUGGCAAAAGGAGGACGCAAAGGCCAUUAAAAAAUACUUUGUGAGAUAUAAAGCACUGGGCAGCCUGUCAUGGAGCAAGUCACCCGUGGAAUCCCAAAAUGGAGAGAAUUGUACAGUGGAGAAUCUAAACUCCUCACUGGUGUACACUACACAGAUACGGUGUGUCACUAAUGCGAAAUGUUCACAGUGUGGAUGGAGCGAAGCCUACACCGUGCCAUCAGAACUAACUACACAGCCUGUCAUAGUCAACCUAACUGACAUUGCAAAGAAAGAUGGCCACCGGCAGCUUUUUUUAACCUGGAAGUUUCCUGCCAAAGAGCUGUAUGAUGGCUACUAUGUGACCCUUGGGAAGGCGUCAGGAGAGGCAUGGGAGUGGAUGAACACCACUCAGCCUGAGAUCAGACUGAUUCUCUCCUCUUCAGCUUAUCAUCUCACCAUCAGUGCUUUCAACAACGCUAGCAUCUCCCCAGCUGUGAGCCAGUUAAUUCCACAGCGAGAAGACAUGCUGAGUAUGGGAGCGGGGAACCUGAACCUAACAGUACACAACAACACAUCUUUUACCAUCUACUGGAAAGACAAUCUUAUCAAAAAACAUGUCUGCUAUUCUGUGGAGUACAUGACAAAGGGGCAGAAAGCAGCGUACAUGUCAUUUUAUCAGAACGCAAACAACUCUCGGACCUUAUCUCCUUUAUCAGAGCCUUUGGAGCCGUACAAGAGAUACAACAUCACUCUACACACACGGCCAAACAAGGCGACCUGCAACAUGAAGCAUGUAAACAACAGCGAGAGCACCUAUGGGAGUACACAGUUCUAUUUCAUUGAAGGAUCUCCUGUCAGCGCUCCCACAAACAUCAGCAGCUACACUGUGACGCUGAAUUCAGUGGUGCUGCAGUGGUCGUCCAUCCCGGAGGAAGACAUCAGAGGUUUCCUACUGGGUUACAUAAUCUACUACACCGAGUACAAUGUCGGAGGGACAAGUACAGAGAGAAAUAUUACAGUGGAUCCAACGUUAAACAGCUAUGAAUUGGGGGAUCUCAAAGGUGGCACAGCAUACAAAGUCCAAAUAUCAGGUUUCACCCAGGCAGGAGCAGGAGUACGAAACACAGAAAGCAUCUUUAAAACUAAAUCUGAAGGGUUUUCUAACUUCAGUGGUGUCAUCAUAGUCUUUGCAGUUGUGGCCACUGUGCUGAUGUUCGGAUCGGCGAUAAUAAAAAGAGCAAAAGUCAUUCUGUGGCCAAGCAUACCUAACCCUGGGAACAGCAAUGCAUUGCAGAAGAUGAUAGGACCCUGUGAACUGGAACUAUUAGAGUCCAUCAAUGCUCUGAAGGCGGAAGAAUGGGAUACAUACAGCCUUCAGAUAGUUGAGAAAGAAGAUGUGAUCACUGCUAGCACAUUACCGCUUUAUCACGUCUUAGAGGAUGAGGAAGACUCACCAGACAGUUCUUGUAACUGGAUGCAAAGAGACAAAGAAGAUGCAAGUGGAGGCAUCCCACCUGUCAUCACUGGAGAGACAUUCCAAGACAUCCAACAGACAGACCUCCAGAGUUCUCCUUUCGCCUUUUCAAGUGAAUAUACAACAAUGGAACAGUUUCAGCAAGGGAUUCCUCAGGGAAUGUCAGCAAAUACAUCAGUUACCCAAGCCACGGAAAGCAAACCCGAGGACCCGGACUUGACCGUGGUAACAUCAAAAUUGUCCGUAUAAGGCCGGUCUCGGACCGCAAGAAGAUUUGACUGCAGAGCAAGGGUAGGGUAGCUCCGUCCGUAGGGAGUUGGGUUGGGGACUGGAGUGUCACGGGUUCAAGUCUACAUACGGACCAAAGUAUGGUGGACUGGUAGCUGGAGAGGUGCCAGUUGACCUCUUGGGCACUGCCAUGUUGCUCUUGAGCAAGGCACCACACCCCA
This is a messenger RNA of Etheostoma cragini (Arkansas darter), 2183 nucleotides long. RefSeq names its product interleukin-31 receptor subunit alpha. Gene Ontology annotation, biological process: cytokine-mediated signaling pathway. Lineage: Eukaryota; Metazoa; Chordata; Actinopteri; Perciformes; Percidae. Bases 1 to 1983 code for a protein of 660 amino acids. Gene Ontology annotation, cellular component: signaling receptor complex; external side of plasma membrane. The transcript is spliced from 13 exons. The record is from RefSeq and is a predicted model, not a curated record. Gene Ontology annotation, molecular function: cytokine binding; cytokine receptor activity.